Molecule: messenger RNA, 246 nt
Organism: Wallemia mellicola CBS 633.66
Lineage: Eukaryota; Fungi; Basidiomycota; Wallemiomycetes; Wallemiales; Wallemiaceae
Product: acyl-CoA binding protein
Exons: 2
Biological process (GO): fatty acid metabolic process
Molecular function (GO): fatty-acyl-CoA binding
Source: RefSeq, a predicted model, not a curated record
AUGAUCGAUUCAGACUUUGAGAAAGCUGUAAACCUGAUACAAGAGCUACCGAGGGGUAGUGCUAUUGAGAUAAAAUAUGAGGAGAAACUAAUAAUGUAUAGUUUGUUUCAGCAGGCAACCGAAGGGAAUGUAAUAGGAAGUAGACCAAGUGUAUUUAAUAAUUUAGAGAGAGUGAAAUGGGAUGCCUGGGCGAAACAAAAAGAUCUGAGCACAUCAGAAGCCAAGUUUAUGUAUUGUCAAACGUUG